Messenger RNA from Astrephomene gubernaculifera, 2084 nucleotides. NCBI's taxonomy places the organism in Eukaryota, Viridiplantae, Chlorophyta, Chlorophyceae, Chlamydomonadales, Astrephomenaceae. The record is from the annotation of a GenBank genome assembly.
CGUUAGGUCUAACUCAUGUUGCAGUACCUAGAUUAAACAUAAAGCUGUCGUAUCGUGGCCUCGAAGAGCAGGAUUAUAAGUUGGGCAGGGGAUGAACCCUCGUUUGGAAUGCGUAUCUGGCCCCGGAGCGCUAGGUGCAGGAACUGGACGCUCUACGCGGUGUUGUAGCACCUUCUAUGCACAGCGCAAACGGCUUGCUGCUGAGCGACCGCUUGCUUUGACUCGGCGCACAUGCUUCCAUGCAUUCGCUGACGUCAACGAUCGCGGGCGCGCGCUGUGCUGCCAGGCCAAGCCGAGACAAACCUCAUGCUCGAAGCAUGAGAGCGACUGGCUUAAUGGAGAUACCUCAGACGGCCUUCCAGUCCAUCGAUUGUUGCGGUCGGUUGUCGCGGGCUUGGGAGCAGUCUCUCUGCUCACCAGCAGUUGCAUCGCGCCCGGACCGGCGUUCAGCCAGCCUCGGUUGACGUCCGAGGAGCAGCUGACCAUUGACAUCUUCAAGCGCUCCACUCCUAGCGUUGUCAAUGUGACAAACCUAGCCAUCAAACGUGACACCUUCACCAUGAACAUGUUGGAGCUGCCGCAGGGGCAGGGCAGCGGCUUCGUGUGGGACGUGUGGGGCCACGUGGUGACCAACUACCAUGUCAUCCAGGACGCAUCCGACAUCAAGGUCACCCUGGCGGACGGAGAGGAGUUCUCAGCGCGGGUGGUGGGCGUGGAUCCCGACAAGGACAUUGCGGUGCUGCAGAUCGGCCCCCUGACCCCCCCCGCUGCGGGGGUGGAGGGAGACGGCAGCUCCCGACCGCAGCAGCUGCUGGCCGCACCGCCACUCGCAUCGCCAGCUGGGGGGCAGCAGCAGCAGCAGCAGCGGGAGGGGACGGGGACGGAGGCGGGCAGCACCGCCUCACCGCCCCCCUCCUCCUCCUCCUCCUCGCCUGCACCGGCCCCCGCUGCCGCUGUCCCCCCGCCUCCCCCCCUGCAGUUGGCGGGCUCCCAGCUGCAGCCGCUGAGUGUGUGCAGCAGCUCAGCGGACCUGGUGGUGGGGCAGAAGGUGUAUGCGAUCGGCAACCCCUUCGGUCUGGACCACACGCUGACCACGGGGGUGGUGAGCGGCACGGGCCGGGAAAUACAGUCCAUCAGCGGGCGGCCCAUACAGGAUGUCAUCCAAACCGAUGCGGCCAUCAACCCAGGCAACAGCGGCGGCCCGCUCCUGGACAGCGGCGGCUGCCUGAUCGGCAUCAACACCGCCAUCUACUCGCCCACCGGCGCCAACAACGGAGUGGGGUUCGCCAUCCCCGUGGACAUUGUGAAGAGCAGCGUGGGGCAGAUCAUAGCGUACGGCAAGGUCACUCGGCCCGUGUUGGGCAUCUCCUUCGCGCCCGACCAGUCGUCGGAGGCGCUGGGAAUCAAGGGCAUCCUGGUGCUGAGUGCGCGCGAGGGCGGCCCCGCCUGGCGUGCGGGUCUGCAGGGCAGUCGGCGGGACGAGUACGGGCGGCUGGUGCUGGGGGACAUCAUCACGGCGGUGAACGGCAACAAGAUCAAGAGCAGCUCCGACCUGUACCGGGUACUGGAUAAGAGCCAGGUGGGUGACACGCUGCGGCUGACGGUGUUGCGCGAGAACAGCACCCUGGAGGUGAGCGUGACGCUGGAGGCGGGACCGGCGGGGGGGCGGGCGGGGGGGAUGGCUGCGGGGGCCGGGGGGCAGCAGGGAGGAGGAGGAGGGGGGCAGCAGCAGCCGCAGCCGGGCGGGCAGGAGGAGGAUGGCGGGGACUCGGAUUGAGGAGUGGAGGGGUGGCGAGGCGAGAAGCGAGGCCGGAAAAUAGGGGCAUGCACUUUCAUGCAGUUGCAUGGCUUCACACGUGGCAACCGGACUGAAGAGAGAGCCAAAAGCAGUUAAUAUUGGUUGUACGGGUUUGCAGCAGUCAAGUAUGGUACGGCAACGCUCAACCGCCCUAUCAUAGCGGCGACAUUGAAGCACCCGUUAGCACGGGGGCGGUCGCACUGUGUGCCGGGUGUAAACCGGUUAUUCCAGGGAGCGAGUGAGCCGGUGGAGAGGCACGUUAUGCAGGCGGGUGGUUGUGUGUGGG